Molecule: messenger RNA, 7589 nt
Organism: Cercospora beticola
Lineage: Eukaryota; Fungi; Ascomycota; Dothideomycetes; Mycosphaerellales; Mycosphaerellaceae
Source: RefSeq, a predicted model, not a curated record
GCAAGACGUGCGCCAUCUCGAUGGGCUUUGUGCAGCAACAAAUAUAGCGCGCCUCCGGCCUAGCACUCGCUUCUGAUGUUCUCGUCAACCGCAUCCGGCCUUCGACUCCUCGGCCGUCACCAAACGCGAUGUUGUGGGUGCCGGGCAUACUGGUCUUGCCUUUGCUGGCUUUGACCGUAGGCUCAGACUCAUAUGCUACGACUAUUUCCGCACGGCAAGCAGAACAGAGCACACUUCCAGCAUGUGCACAAACAUGUAUUACACAACUUCCGAAUAACUGUCAAGCCGACGAUGUCUGCUUCUGUACUGCAACCGUAAGAACUGCAUAUGAGUCGUGCCUGGCAUCACAAUGUUCUUCCUCAAUGCAGGAUCAACUUGAUGGCCUACAAUACCAAGCCACAACCUGCAAUCGACCGGUUCGCAACAACGCAAACACCUUGUAUGGUGUGACCUGGGCCUUUCUCUCUGUGGCAAUUAUCUUCGUGGCGCUAAGGCUGUUGUCGAGAUGGAGGGGUCUCAACGGAAGCGGCAUCAGUUGGGAUGAUUGGGUCGUUUUGGCAUCCCUCGCGCUCGUCGUUGUACUGGACGUCAGCUUAAAUCAAGAGACGAAGUUGGGACUCGCCACGGACCUCUACACCAACACGGUCGGCAGCAUCGAAGAGAUUCUGCGAUGGCUCUACAUCGGGGAGAUCCUGUACAUCACCGUCGUCAUGACUACGAAAAUCGCUGCCGUCUUAUUGUACUUGCGAAUCUGGACCGCGGACUCCAUCACGAAAGCUUUCAGAUUAUCCUGUUGGAUCAGCAUUGGUAUCUUUGCCAUGACUGCACUUGCGUUCGACUUCGCAAUUAUCUUCCAAUGCUCACCUAUUAGCUACGUCUGGAACCGCGUUACCGGACGAACUGGCUCUUGCAUCGAAGUCGCGCCACUUCUCUAUAUCUUUGGAGCGCUGAACAUCAUCUACGAUGUUGUCGUGUACCUACUUCCGAUCUUCAGUGUUCUGAGGCUCAGUAUCGCGCUUCACAAGAAGGUUGGCGUUGCCACUCUCUUUGCCAUCGGAUUUGUGGUCACAAUUGCAGCGAUCAUACGCUUGCAAUACGUUGUGCGCUUGUUUGGUGCGAUGAACCUUACCUGGGAGUACCAGUAUACUGGCUUGUGGGCCAUCAUCGAGGCCAACUUGUCGGUCAUCUGCAUCUGCGCACCGCCCAUCGCUGGCCUGAUGCAGCGCUGGUUCAGCGGCAGGCUCGGAGAUGCGAACAGCGGCUAUGCCAAUGGCUCUGUCGCAACGCAGCGCCUUUUCGGACGACGACGUGAUGAUGAUUCAGAUGUCGACACACCUGGAAUAAUUGCGACCGAGAUGACACAGCAAGAUGAACCCGCAGACAUGGAGAGUGUGCUUCGAAAAGGGCAAUUCGAUGGACAGUCUGGCACCAGCAAGAUUGGCGAUUUGGACAUGAAGUCUAUCGGAUCCAGCAGCACUUCGGACAUGGAGAGGCGCAGGCUCGGGAGUAGCAAGAAAACAGCAGCUUUGUUUCCAGAGAAGGAAACUGCUGAAUCUACUGCACUCGUAUUUCGACCACAGCCGGGUAAUAGCAAAGUGGAAAUCAUCCACGAGCCGCCCACCAAGCCUGCUGAGGCGCGUCUGGCAUAUCGCGACGAGCACGAUGUGUACCACGAAGUCACGAUCACCGACAUUCCCCACGGCCGCUUCCCAAUGCACACCAACGGCAAAGCGAGACCCGCCGGCCUCGGUGCGCUCGCAGAAGCGGAGAAUAGCGAUGAAAUUCAGCCGCUUUCAAAGGCUCCCGUGAACGCUCAUCUCAGCGACGGCGAUCAAUCAAUGUCCGAAUCUCUUCGUGACUCUGACCCGCAAGGUCAAGGCGUUGCCCUGCCAAAAUCAUACUCGCCGCCAGCUUCCCGCUCGCAGUCGCCUCCUGUGUCUCAGCUUGGCUACCAGUCUCUCAAUGGCAGCUUUGUUGGAGUUGCAGGCUCGAAUUCGAAGCGCAAUUCGCAGUUUGCGGUCCCAACAAGACAGUCGGCGACACGAUCCAUCUCUUUGGCCAGCGGUACUCUGGAGGCGAUCGAUGUCGCUGCAAAGACGCCAUCGCCGCCGACUUCGCAGUCUACACAAUCUAUCACGACCCAGACCGACGAUACUUCACUCGAUGAGCCACCUCAAUCAGCUGGGCUUCCAAUCAAGCGACAGGAAGUGGUCUACACUCCAAGGGCUAUGACACCUGGAGGUCGCCAACUUCGGUCUCCAUCGAAGUCGACCCAGGUUGACGAGGCUUCUCUAUCACCGCCUCCUCGUGCUUCUAUGGCUGGAGGUUCACAUUUCGCAUCAUCGAACUCCAGGUCUCCUUCGCAUAUGAAUCGACGUGGCCCAUCUCAAGAGCCAUCGAUGUCGCCCGAGCCAUUUAUGAGCGCACCAUCGCCGCCAAGGGCACAAUCUCCACCUGUUUUGCAGUCCAACUUACCACAGGUCGCAGUGGAUCGUAGCUACUCUCAGUCCCGAUCACCGCCACCGGCUCAACAUACAGGUUACCGCGACUCCUCGCUCCAAGCUGGAUCGCCAAUGGUUGAUCCGUACGAGUUCGAUGGCAAUUCGCCAGCAAGGAUUAUGUCUCCACCUCGAGGACCACCAGAUCAGUAUGCCGACGAGCCUGUCACUGCUCAUACCAGAUCAGUAUCGAGGCAACCUGAAAUGUCUCCCCCUCUGCCGGCAACAUCAAAUCCCAGCUCAAGCAAUCCUCCAAGCAAUGAAGUCACUUUCUUGCCGCGUGGUCGAUCGCCUCCACGACCACAGUCCCAAAAAUUUGAUGCGCCUCGAUCACAGUCUUCCGAAGCACUGCACUCUCCACCAUUGCCCACCCGCGAUAUGGGCACUGAAACUGACCCAGAGGAGGAAACCGACAAUCCGCGCACACCUUCCGUGCCACGUGGUGCGGAAGAUUGGCACCUCUCGCGCACGGCAUCACAACUUGACAUACCUCAUGAUUCCUUCAAUGCCGAAUCAAGGAUGAUGUCAAGGUCUCCGCCCCUGGAUUUCUUGCCGCUUGGUAACGAUCGCACCAUGUCUGGAGACAUGCUGCCAGCAAGCACUUACAUCUUCGACAACUCCAGGCCUGGCUCACGAUUCAGAUCUCAAUCGCCAAAUAUGGCUAUCGACACGGAGCUCGCCAACAGAAAUGAAGAGUAUCCAGAACCAUCAGCAGAUAUGGGCGCACAGGCUGGAUCCCCGUACUUGAACAGUCGGCCGCCGGCAAUGACAAUGCCUCUACCAGCGGUCGACAUUGACGCAGCUCAGUCACCCCGCACGGCAUCUUCGCAAGCGGUUCCCAUGGCCUCGCAACGACCUUCGGAAAGUCGCUCUCCUUCGCCUACUGCGAAGAUGGCAGGCAUUCAAUCUCCGCCGCAGGACUUCACGGACGACAUCCGCCCGCCAUUGUCCAAAGCAGGAUCUGACCAAUAUGUGCCACGCGCUCCAUCACCAACUGCAAUGAUGGCGGGCAUCGUGCCCGAUGACUACCACGAAAGCCGUCGUGGCUCUAUGAAGUCUCCCGUCCGCAGUCCCUCUCCACCUCGCAGUGCUGCGCCAAUGUUCAGCCCAAGAGACGUUACAUCGCCUCGCUACGAGUCUGCGGACGCUGGGACUUCUCCGAUGUCGAAUGGAAGCGAAGACGAGAUCUUAGGGAUCGGCAUUGCGUCGCCGCGAGAUAUUGACAACCCUGGUACACACUCAGCAGACGCCGGCACCUCCCCGAUGUCAGAUUUCAAGGACGAGGACAGCGAGCCAGAUGUCGCUACAGCCAGUGCCCUGCCAACUCGGGACAUUGAGCAGCAGCGAUCGAACUCCGCCGACCGUGGUACAUCUCCCAUGUCAGAUUGGAAGUCGGACUCAUCACCUGCCGAGUCUCCCGGUGCUCCAUCGCCAGAUAUCGUGGCUCCUCGCUCACUGUCAGCUGACCGCGGCACAUCCCCAAUGCACACUGACAGCCCAAGAUCUCCUCUGCCUGGACUUGCCUCGCGCUCUGCCUCUGCUACCACUGUUGGCUCCAAGGACGAUGACGGCCCACUACCAGUGCGAGAUAUUGAGCAGCAGCGCUCAACUUCUGCGGACCGCGGCACUUCCCCAAUGUCUGAUUGGGGUGACGACGAAGCUCCUUCGCCUCAGUAUAACCAAGGCAAACGGCUUAGUGGCGACCUCACCCGUCGUCCAGCUUUGUCACCAAUUCAGCCCAUGCGUCGCCUGUCCCGACAAUCCCAAGCAUCAUCCGACGAGAACACUCCUGCGCACACCCAGCUGCCUUUCGCCAAUGCUGCAGGACGUAGAGAAAUCCCGCAGCCACCUCGCAGAAAUCCCUCUCAGGUUGCACUACCUAAGGGUGCUUCGGACAUCGAGGGCACUUGGACACCAGAUAACAAUCGCACUCCCGAUUUGGACAGAGUCGACGAGGGUGACGAUGGUGCUCAAUCUCCUUACAACAUGCCUUCUGUGAUACACUCUGCAAUCAUUCCUGAGGAUCGUGGACGUGGACUACCUGGUCCCCCCAUGACUUACGGUGCGAUCAUGAGCCCACAAUACCAUGGACCAAGGAUGGAGUCUGAGGAGAUGAAUGCUAUGAAUUUUGAGGAACGCUGGCAGCAGCACUACGGCGAGCGUGAGCGAUUCAACGAGCGCGCGAACAGCAACGAUUUCUUCCCCGAUGGGGUUCCAAUGUUCCCAGACGAGUUCGACACCAACGAUCGGGACUACUCUCCAGUCCGUGGCAUCGAUGAUGAUGACGAAGAGGAAGAAUGGCCACGCCAACCUGGAUAUGAGAUUCCUCAUAUUCCGUCACCGCUUUUGGCUCAACUCCUCGGCGCCGCGGAUCCAGAGAUCUUCGACAGCCGAACACCCUCUCGCUCCCCAUCGCGCUCGCGAUCACGAUCAGCAUCUCCUGAUGGUGACGAUCUGGUGCGUGCCGCUGCCAGAGCUGCCGACAGAGGACGAAGAGAGCACACUCGCUCUCCAUCACCAACUCGUCGCGAACUGAAUCGGAUGGGUCAAGCCGCGGCCACAGAUGUCUUUGAGAACAAUGCAUCGCCAGCCCUGCCUGUUCCGUCCGCGGUUGCUCGUCAAGCCAAUCGCUCGGCCCGCAUGUCCUUCAACUACGAUGACUCCCGACUGCAAUCACCUGCUGGAAAUGCUACAGGUAUGCGCAGUCCUGAUGUAGCCAACCCAGAUCCGAUCCAUCCGGAGAUACUGCGGCAGGAGCUCAACAAGCGUGCACCAAUGAUCAUGACUGAUGAUGGAACUGAUAUGCCCGAUACUGACCCUCCGAGACCCUACGAUGCACAAAUUGCAGCUCUUGAUGCCCCAAGUCCUCCAGAACCUUCUUCUGCUCGUCUGCGCGAGGCGCUAGAGCAAGCAAGCCCAGAUGUUGGCGCUCAAGAUCUUCCUAGUACUAGCCAGUCGCCGGAUCCAUGGACAGCACAGCUGGCACACAUGGAUCCCAACUCGGUUUCUGUCUCACGGUCAAUUUCGCGCUCGAUCUCUCGUUCUGCAGCGGUGUCUCUAUCCCCCAGCGCGUCUGCUCGCAUCCAAGAACGUCAAUGGCAGUCAAUGAGCCCUCAAUAUAAUGGCCCUUCCGCAGACAGAGUAUGGGAUGAAGGAACGUUGUCUCCACCGCUGCCGGUGGUGAGUCCUGGCUUGGAUGACAAUAACGAUAGCACGCCUACGACCCCGGGCGGUGACGAGGCUCCACUUAGAAGCCCAUCGAUGUCUCCGCCUAUGUCCCCAGCUGGUGUCAGGCUCUCGAGGACUGAUUCCUUUGACAAUGGUCGCCCAGCUGAGAACCGUACUCCAGGCUCUGACUUCUUGCCUAGCCGGCCAGUAUCUCAGCUUGAUCUGCCAACUCUCUCAGACAUGACCUCAGACAGCCCCAUGCUCUCCGCUGGACCCAACCAGGAGAUGGAGCGUGACUCUGGAGUCAGCGUUUCUAAUCGCGGAUCGUCUGACCCAACCUCAAGAGUCAGCUUUUCUCGCCGUGAGUCCGCAGACCACAGCUCUGCGAUCUUCUCCCAGCGUGGCUCCUCGGAUCCAAGCUCUGCAGUCGCAAUUUCAAGCCCAGAAAUCCCACGUCGCAGUUUCGAGAGGGAUGGAUCACGACCUCGCAGCUCACGUCUCGUGCCUACAGAGUCAACUCCGGGCGAGAACCAAGCCAUUGUCAGAUCUCUGUGGAUGCGAGCCGAGUCCAGACAAUCUGCUAGCCGCGCGCCAAUGUCUCGUGAUAGCUCCCGCGCCCCGUCCUUCGAGGACAAGGCCAACCAAGAUGCAGUGCCCGACCGAGAAGCCAAUACCGAAUCCUGGUACAACCCGACAGUAAUGCCUCGUCCGCAACCACCUUCGUCUGCCUUGCUAAGCCCCGAUUCCAAAGACGAGUCGCCUGCCGUCUCCUUGUCCUCGCCAGCCAAGGCACAGGAGCAGGCAGAGCCACCAGCUGACGAAACUGUCGCUGCCGAUUCCUACGUGGACUCCUUCACCCAGUCUGAGGGGCCAACCGUCGAGGAUAAGAAGCGCACUUCUAUCACUGAUGGCCCAUCCUUCGAGACUUUACAAUCUCAGUCAGAGGCUCCGACUGCUGAUCCGGUUGCUGACGCUCUCAUGUCGCAAGCCGAGACCGACAACGAGGAAGAGGUUGAGGAGAAGCCGACCACGGUCGAGAUGGCCACAAGCCCUAUGCUGGAGAACCCAAGAAUGUCAGCAGCCGCGAGUGAGCAGUCUGAAGGAAAGAUCAAGAAGGAUUCAUCUUCUAAAUCUUCCGAUCUCAUCGCCGAAGCUCUCCUUUCCUUGGUGCCAGCGGGAGAGCAGAUCGAGGAUCAGGACACUGCCGGCUUCGUCAGUGCGCCUGUCUCGGUGCCACCCGAGCAACUGGCAAAGAACAUCAGCCCAAAUGCAGAGUACGAUCCAUUCAAGUACUCUUCUGAUGAGGAGGCCGAGAAGAAUGAGGAGAAGACCGAUGUUAAGCAGGUCGACGAAAAGACCCUUGGCAGUUUGGUCGGCCAGCCAAAGGCUUCGCCUAUCCUUGCAAGCGAGUCGACGCGCCGCCAGUCAGCAUCCUCUGGUGCUCUGAGUCCACAAAGCGACUCCCCUCUGCCAUCUGCAUCUCAACUCAAUCUGCCAAGCAUCAGCGCUGUGACUGCCGAGAAGAAGCAGGACACCAAGCCACCGACACCAAAAGUCGCAAAUGUUGAAGUUUUGUCGUCUGCCGGAAGUUCACCUGACGUGUCACAGUCCGACUCUCAGGAAUCUAAGCGCGCGUCUAUUCUCUCUGAUACCUCUAUGCCGUCCGUUGGCAGUAUGGAUACCGACGCGUCCGCCCGCACCAACAGCAAUGAUUUCGAUUCGAGCGAGUUGCCCUCGACUCCGCCUGACGAAGAGGCCGCCACGUCUCCAAUGUCCGCGGGUUUGAAGGACCUCUUCGCAUCGGAAUCCCCUCAGGUCGCUGUGGUUGGCGAGACAAAGCCCGACGAGGUAACGGAGAAGCUUCGCCGUCCUCAACCCCCUUCGCGCACUGUUUCUCAGCUCGCCUACCCGGAUGAAGAUUGA